AAUCUACGGCAGGUAUUUUUUCUGCUGUUGUAAACUUACGAAAAUGGCGUGAAGAACAGUUUCAGCAAUUUCAAGACAUGCAGUUGCGUGAAAAUCAAAAAUUAUUAGGGGGGUCCUUCCAAAAGCAAAAAACACUUGAAGAUUUGGCAGAAAAUCCUCAAGGAAAUUUACAGAAUAACAAGAUUGCAGCUGGUAUGUCUUCUGAAAAAACUCUCCUAGAUUGCAAGACUUCAGAUGAUUCUAGCCUUACAAGUCAUUUUUUGCGUUGCUUCAGUGAUACUUCCCAAGACAGUGGUUCGCUUUAUGAGAAUAAGGUUGGUGUCCAUCAAGCAAGGAGUACUGCUCCUGCUGGAAUCCAGUCUUACAUUGAUCUACUGGAACAGAAAAAAGCAAGAAAAACUGAUGAAAUGGCUGAAUCCAGUGAAAAGAAUACUGCUUCAAAGCCUAAGCGUCCUUACCUGAAGAAAGGUUCAGGCUUGCUAAGGUACAUGCCUAAAUCUGUAAAGGAUAAAGAAUCAACUGUAAAAUAUAAACCUUCUAUUCCGGAGAAAGGUGCCAUUUCUGUCCCAUUUAAACCAGUUUUAAAGUUGAAACCUCCACCUCAAAAAUCUGCAUUUCCGAAUGAGAAGGUGAAACAUAUCCGAUUUCAAGACCCAAUUAUUCAAAAUGAUUAUGAAAAGUUAUCUGUUAAAUCAUCAAACUAUAAAUCUGAAGAAAGCAAAGCAUCUGUUACAGAAUCUGUGAAGUCUAAUUCAGAUUCAGCUGUCCUUGAGGCUAAUAGCAGUGAUGUACAAGAAAAUAAAAGUAGCAGCGGGGAAGAAAGUUUAAAUCAGGAAAACCAAGAACUUGCUGUAUUUGAAAUGUUAGAAGAUUGUGCUCAGAAUAGCUCUUUUAAUAGUGAUUCAUCAUUUGUUCAAAAGCUGCUGCAUGGUGAAAAUACAUUACCUGUAAAAUCCAAUCAGACAAGUGUAGUUAAACCUGCAGAAAGUAAUAUGUAUAGGGAGCCGAACAGGAGAUCUGUUGAAGAAAAUUCUGGGUAUUCUGUAAAAUCUAAUCUUAACAAGUUCCUUGAUGAUGUGCAGGCUAGGAAAAAUAGGCUAGAACAGUUGAUAUCAGAUAUUGAUCCAAGAAUAGCAUCCUUACAGAAAGAAAUUUCACCAUCUGAUAGGAACACUUUCAUGAAUGAUAAUCUUAAUGUGAAUGAAAGGUGCAGUACUCCGGACAAUGGCCUUAAUAAGGAUAUACAAAUGGCAGUAGGAGUAGAUGAAUGUGCUAAUGAAUCUUUUGAUUCAUCAAGCUCUACAAUUCAUGAUGGCGAUGUUGCUACUAGACCUUCUAAGCUUGCAUUUCACAAUGAUAUUCCUAUUUCUGAUGAAUAUGUGACUGGCCAGGACUAUUUACAGAAAAAGGAGAAUUUGAUUCAGCAAGAAACAGCAGAUGCAGUUGAAGGAUGUUCACCUGAAAGAGCUGCAUUUAGGGAAAAAAUGAAAGAACUGGAAAAUGAAAUUGAAGUAUAUCAAGAGCAUAAUGCACGGCUAUCAAAACUUAGUAAAGAAAGAGAAGAGGUCUGGAAAAAACUGCAAAAAGAACGAGAAGAAUUCCAGAAACAUAAAGAGCUGGAAGAACAAAAAAUAGAAGAAGCAAGACAACAGAUCAAGCGAGAAAAAGACACCUUUAAGAGGCUGCAAAAGUUGCAAAAAGAUAAUAUGAGUAAAAAGGAAAGAGAAGAAUUGACUGCUUUAAGAAAAGAGGUGGAGGAUUUACGGAAGGAACUUAAAAAGCAAAAGAUUAAAUAUAAUGAAGAUAUUCGUAGACUUAAAAAUCAGUUGCUUGCUGCAGAAAGAGAUAGGGAUACGUUUAAAUUGGAAAAUAUAAAGCUCAAUGACCAGUGUGAAGAUUUACUUAUUGCUUUAAAGGCUAGGAAUAAAACAAAGAAAACUGUUACUAAUGAAAAAGGUUUGGAUGCAGAAAAUGCCAACAUGAAAUAUGACUCAAAAAUUACAGCGAAUGAAAAUGGAAUUGAAAAAAAUACUUUAGAUGCUGUAAUGGAUGAUGAAAAGAUUGAGAGUGUUGAUCAUAUGACACAUUUUAGAACAGACAUGACAAAAUUAAAGGUGCAUUUCAAUUUGAAACCUGAGUAUGAUGAAGCAUUAGCUGAAAGCUCAGAAAAUGAAAUUGCUGGUAUAAGGAAUAAAUUACAAACAUCUGUUUGGGAUGAAAUUGAAGAUGCUGAAGAUACAGAGACAAAUGCUGCUAAUGAAGUUGAAGAGCCCGAGUACAGAGAAAUAGAACGCGGGGGCAAUAUAGAAAGAAUAUAUCACUCAGGAGAUAAAGAAAUUAUUUAUGGUAAUGGAUCACGAAAAUUUUUCGAUGCAAGUACUGGCAUCACAAAAGUGGAGCUGUAUAAUGGAGAUGUAAAAGAAAUUUUCCCAGAUAAAAGCGAAAUUUAUAGAUUUGCCGAUGGAAUCAUUGAGAAAACUUUACCUGAUGGUUUAGAAAUUACAGAACUUCAUGAUGGCCAAAUUCAGAAGCGGUAUCCUGAUGGCCAUAAAGAAAUCAUAUUUCCAGAUGGAACCAUUCAUAACUAUCAUCUUGAUGAAUCUCUAGAAAUUCGGCAAGCAGAUGGAACUGUGAUUUUCCUGCUUGCAGAUGGAAGACAAAUCAUUGAAUAUAAAAAUGGGCAAAGAGGAAUUGGAACGCCUGAUUAUAAACGACUGGAAUAUCCAGAUGGAUCUGUUAAAAUUGUGUAUAAAAGUGGAAGACAAGAAUCACGGUAUGCUAAUGGAAGGAUUAGAAUUAAAGAUAAAGAUGGCAAUUUAAUAGUGGAUACAUUUUAUCUCAAAAAGAAGAAAGGUUAUUCAAGUCAUACGUAAUGAAAGAGGAAAAAACUAUGCGGGGACAAUCAUUGAAAUCAAGUUGCUUCUAACUGUGCAUACUUAUUCGAAGAGCUUAUGCUUUCUUCCAUUUCAGUUCUUCAUAAAAUAAUUGUGAUAUAUUAAAUUUUUAACAUGAAUUUGUACAUAAUUAAAUAUUUUGUAUAUAUGUACAUGCUGAUGUAAAUAAACAUAUAUUAUUAUGUGAAUUUCAUAAAAUGGUUUUUAGUUUUGCUAAAAGUAUAUGUACAUUUAAUGUUUUCUUAGCAUAGUGUGUUUUCUCGAUAUAAGUAGAAGCUAUAAAUAUUCUAAUUUUAUUUUCAAUAUAUGUUUACAGCAUUACCUGGUAAUGUUUAAAGUAUCUUUACAACUAGAAAAUCCUCCCAAGUGAGUAUGAUAAAACGUGUAGCAAGUCAAGACAUUUUUGGUGACGGUUAGUAGAAUGUUCAUAAAAUGUUUGAUAAAUAUCCUAAUCAUUUUUAGCGAUAAAUUAUCCUAACCUAAUUUUUAUUGAAACAUCUGGUUUUAAGAUGAUAGUUUUUUAUUUAUUUAUUUAUUUAUUUUAUUUAUGUGUACAAAUAUAUUUGAUGCUUUCUUAUACUUAAAAGAAAUUUCAAAUGCCAUGAUACUUUAGUUUCCUUCUCUUAACAACAUUGCAUAACUUAUUCUCAUUCUACCCCUCAUAAUUUUGAAGCAAUCAGUAUUUUCUCAGGAGAAAGUCCUUUAAAUUCAUUGUAUAACCUUCAGGUACAAAAAGUGAUUAAUUUUUAAUGUGUGAUUUUUAUUUUUGCUUGCUUUUUUCAACCAAAUAAUACAUAUGUGAUACAUUCAAAAUUUAUGUUUGUAUGGCAGGAAAGUAUUUCUGUAGUUUUUAUUGGAAAAACAUAAAUUCAAAUUUGAUUAGAGCUGCAGAAACUAGUUAAUUUGGCUAAAUGUUUUAAAAUACUUGUGUUUUAUCAAAUUCAAUUUUAGCUAAUUAGUAUGAUUAAUCUGAUACUCUGAAUUUGCAUAAAUGCAGCAUACAGUGAAUACAUAUUAAUUUCUGCAAUAAGUUCUGAAUUAGAAAAUAACAUUCCAUUUUUAGCAGUUAGCUUCAGUUGUGUUAAAGAAAACAUAAUGUGUGUUUAGGUUCUGUUAAAUACUUUAGCUCAUGAACAUAUUAUUUUGUGUAUUUUUAGAUUAAAGUUCUCUUUGUAAUUAAAUUUUCAUUGUCAGUCUUAAAUAACGUGUUGUAAGGAAUCUUAUGCUUUCAGCCUUUAUUAUAACUUCAUCUUUCCUUAUUCUUCACUGGAAUGCAAAUUAAUUGUGAAUAUUUAAACUGAAGUUUUUGGAUUUGAAAGAGAGAGUGUUUCUAGCACUGUGUGUGCACUGCAUGGUAGGUUUCCUGCCAGCUCUGAUAGUUGUAAUUAUUUGGCUUUUCAUUCUCUAGCUGCUAGUAAUUCUGAUGCUCUGAUAGAGUUAUUGAGCCAUUUUCUAGUGUUGUAUUUAAUUGUAUACUCUUCAACUAUUUUUCAAUGUUUAAUUAAAUUUGGAUUGUUCAAUUUAUGUGCAACACCAUGAAUUGUGGUUAUUGUAGCACAAAAGUGUUCAUUUAUGUUCCAAGCUCUGAUUGAAUAAAAAGGUUAU
This is a messenger RNA of Stegodyphus dumicola, 4499 nucleotides long. It is a transcript of the gene Sas-4, whose product is annotated as spindle assembly abnormal 4. Gene Ontology annotation, biological process: centriole elongation; cilium assembly. NCBI's taxonomy places the organism in Eukaryota, Metazoa, Arthropoda, Arachnida, Araneae, Eresidae. Gene Ontology annotation, molecular function: tubulin binding. Gene Ontology annotation, cellular component: centriole; centrosome. The record is from RefSeq and is a predicted model, not a curated record.